Molecule: messenger RNA, 258 nt
Organism: Pochonia chlamydosporia 170
Lineage: Eukaryota; Fungi; Ascomycota; Sordariomycetes; Hypocreales; Clavicipitaceae
Exons: 1
Coding region: 1-258 (85 amino acids)
Source: RefSeq, a predicted model, not a curated record
AUGCGUACGGUACUGUGUUGUCUGCAGCCCUGCCAGAAGCAAGUGAGAACUUGUGUGAAAAUUGCAUUGUACAAACGGCCACAAACUGACUUGCACAUGACGCAGGUCGAGUCCUUGAAAACUGCCAGCUGGGCAUUGGCCAUGCCACAAUUGUUCCAUCAACCCAGCUCUGCUGUUCUACGGAGAACAUGGGUGCGUCAAUUCAAUCCGUUAUGCUGCUUACUACAAGGGGAGGUCUUAAAGUUGGAUGACCAUUGA